UUCUGACCUUCAUAAUUUGACUUCCUUGCACCUACUUACGCAGUUGCUUUGGUCUUGCUCGAGCUGCCCCAUUUGCAUCAUUCUUGGCGCGGACAAUCAACAGAAGCUUGUCUGCGGGGAACUUGCGAUUCAAGGCAACCCCUUUUCUUACAUCUGCUCCCACGACACGCCACGCAACGACACUCCUUACUAUUCCCUCGAAAAAAUUUGCACGGCACGAAUCGAAACGAGCCACAUGAAUAAUGACCUGAAUUGUAUUCGCAUACCCUUUUCCCGAGAAACUCGCAGAUGUCGAUGACGACGCGUCAUAAAAUCGGUUGAACGAGCGCUUUCCUGCCUGGGUGACGGCGCAUACUAUUCAAGAUGUUGGAAGGACUCGUGGCCUCGCUGCUCAAUCGAUUUCUGGGCAUGUACAUCAGGAAUUUCGACCCCAAACAACUGAAUGUCGGAAUUUGGUCAGGCGAUGUCAAGCUUCGAGAUCUUGAGCUGCGCCGUGAGGCGCUGGACCAGCUGAAGCUCCCUAUCAACGUAGUCGAAGGACAUUUGGGACAGCUCACACUGAAGAUACCUUGGUCGAAUCUUCGGGGGCAGCCUGUUCAGGUUUAUAUUGAGGAUGUCUUCGUGUUGGCUGCGCCGAAGGAAGAUGCAGAGUGGGAUGAGGAGGAGGAAGAACGGAGGAGGCAGGCCGUCAAAAUCGAGAAGUUGGACAGUGCCGAGAUGCUGAAGGACCGCAAUCAGGAAGGCAUGAGCCAGGAGGAACAGCAAAAGAGCCAAAGCUUUACAGAAAGUUUGGUUACGAAAAUAGUCGACAACCUUCAGAUCACGGUCAAGAAUAUCCACGUACGAUACGAAGAUUCGAUAUCCGCUCCUGGGCACCCUUUUGCCCUUGGAUUAACCCUUCAAGAAUUCAGCGCCAUCAGUACCGAUGGAGAAUGGAAACCGACCUACAUACAAGACACUGUUGGGCCCACACAUAAGCUUGCUACUUUGGGGGCAUUGGCAGUAUACUGGAACACAGAUACGCAUCUACUAGGGACAGGACGAGAGGCCGAGGUGCCUGGGGCGGAGGUCGUACCCCAUGAUGAGAUGCUCGUCAAAUUCAAAGAGAUGAUCGUGAGAGGAGAAGAUCCAAACACUGCGAGCCAUCAAUUCAUCUUGAAGCCAGUUAGUGGGCAAGCCAAGAUCGAGCUAGAUAAAUCUGGAAAGAUUGAUAGACCACAUAUCAAGGCUGGACUAGUAUUUGACGAGAUUGGACUUGUGCUUGACAAUGAUCAAUAUCGGGAUGCGCUUAUGAUGGUUGAUUUGUUCCAUUACUUCAUUCGGCACCAGGAAUACAAGAAGUUGCAACCUAAAGGAGUCACGCCAAAGGAGGACCCGAGAGCAUGGCUACAAUUUGCUAGCAAUGCCAUCUUAAGCAAGAUUCACGAUCGAAAUCGGAGAUGGUCUUGGGCCUUCUUCAAGGAGAGAAGGGAUGACAGAAUUCGUUAUAUUGAACUUUUCAAAAAGAAGAAGAAGCAAGAUCCUCAGGCUCAAAUGACCCCCGAAGAAGUUGAAGAGCUCACCAAGCUUGAGUGGAAGCUCAAUUAUGAAGACAUGCGUUUCUGGAGGUCGCUAGCCAGGAAUCAACUGAAGAAGGAAAAUAUCGGAGUGAAGAAAACCGACACAGCCAAGAAGAACCAGGGCUGGAUUGCCUGGGCAUGGGGCUCAAAACCUCAAGAGGUGGAGCAAGAUCCUGAAACCACCAUGACUGAGGAGCAGCGUAAGGAACUCUACGAUGCCAUUGAUUGGGAUGAGAAAACUGCUUUAGCUCAGGCCGUCGACUUGCCCAGAGAGACUGUCAAAAUGCAAAUCGAUGCAUCUCUCAAUACCGGUAGCUUUACGCUCAAACGUGAUCCGCAUGAUAAUGUGGUUGAGGUUCUCAGUCUGUACUUCGACGCUUUCCGAGCCAAGUUCCUCGAGAGACCGGAUUCGUUUCUGGCUGAUGUUAGUCUUGGUGGCUUGAGAGUCAACGAUGGAACGACACCCGAAAGCUUAUUCCCCCAGAUUGUUCGUGUCAAAGAUGCACCUGAGGCUGUGGCUAAGCUCCAGAUGGAUGAGAAUGAGGGUGAGGAUGAGGAAACUCCUGUCGAUCCAUUUUUCCAGUUCCAAUUCGAGAAGAAUCCGUUAGAUGGUGCCAGUGAUCUUGCUCUUACUGGGAAAUUAAAACCACUCGAGAUUAUCUGGAAUCCACAUUUCUUGGUCGGCAUUAUUCACUUCUUCAAGCCUCCUGAGAGACAUAUGGAGUCCAUUGGGGCCUUGAUGGAGAGCGCCGGCACCACCAUUGAAAGCUUGCGACAGCAGACCCGAGCUGGACUUGAGUUUGCCUUGGAAGAACAUAAGACUCUGAAUGCUAAAUUGGAUCUUCAAGCCCCUCUCAUCAUCAUCCCCGAGAGCAUUUCAUCGAAACAGACCGCUUGCUUGAUUCUUGAUGCUGGUCAUAUCAGUGUGAACAGUCAGCUGGUCGAUAAGGACACAAUGAAACAGGUUCAAGAUAAACAACGACGAUCUUACACCGACGAAGACUACAAACGGUUGGAGUCGUUGAUGUAUGAUAAGUUCGUUGUCAAAUUAUCUUCAACCCAAGUUCUGAUUGGCCCAUCAAUUGAAGAGACGAAGGCCCAACUCGACAAGAGAGACGAUUCCAAAUCGAUGCACAUUGUCGAGCAGAUCAACGUGGACUUCAUGGUUGAAACCUCCAUUAUUCCGAAGGCUCCGAACUUGACCAAGGUACGAAUCUCAGGGCAUUUGCCUGUUCUUCAUGCCUCAGUAUCAGACAAAAAGUACAAGAGCUUGAUGAAAAUCAUCGAUGUCGCCAUUCCUAAGCUCGACGAAGAUGAGGAGCCGCCGAAAUCAUCUCGGGAAACCGCUGUUACAAGCAAACGUCCUCGCACACAGAGCAGUGUUUCGAAAAAGUCCGACAAGAAUAUGGAUCGAGCGCAAUCUGUCUCCUUCCAAUUCUCCACCCAAGAAGCCAUAAUUGUUCAGGACGAGUCUGAUGAUGAUGACGAUGAUGGAGCUGAAUUUCAGGACGCCCCUGAUGGAGAUGCCAGUGAGACUCUCAAAGUUCAGCAACGUAAUUUCGAACUGAAGUUCGAGGUUGAUCGCCUACAGGGAUCGUUGUACAGGAGCGACCCAGAGGGUAAGAAGGAAGACCAACUACUGGUGGAACUGGUUGCUGAGAACUUCACGUUGGAUUUAUGUGUCCGGCCUUACGACAUAAUCAUUGACACCUCUCUCGAGUCGCUGAUGGUUGAUGAUUAUGUCGAGAAUCCACCUGCGGAAUUCAAGUCCAUUAUUUCCUCUGGAGAUAAAGAAUCAGAGGAGCAAAAAGACCUCGUCCAGGUCAAAAUCAUCAAAGUCAAAAAGGAAUCACCGGAAUUCAUGCCCAAGUAUGACGGCGUUGAGAUCAAUAUCGAUGUCGCCAUUUCAACAAUCAACCUUGUUGUGACCCGAAAGACUCUUCUUACGUUGUUGGACUUCAUCCUAAUAACUUUCACCAAUAACGAUACUCAAGCCGUGGAGUCUUCACCGAAGGAGAUUAUGGACAGCGAGAACGAGGAACAAAUAGAACCACUAGCAGAAAAAUCGGCAUCAUCAGACACUGGUUCGAUUCGAAUCAAGGUGGACCUGAAGAGUAUCCGUCUCAUACUGAACAACGAUGGCAUUCGCCUAGCGACUCUUUCUCUCAACGCUGCGGAUGUGGGAAUCUUCAUAAUGGGCAAGACCAUGAGAAUUGGCGCCAAGCUGGGCGACUUAUCACUUCUUGACGACAUCAAUCAGGGGGCUUCAAUAGACUCCAACCUACGGAAGUUGAUCACGAUCCAAGGCGACGAUCUUGCAGAUUUCCGUUAUGAGACCUUCGAUUCCGAAAGCGGCGAAGCGUAUCCUGGCUACGAUUCUUCGAUCUAUCUACGAGCAGGCUCAAUCAAAUUGAACUUCUUAGAAGAGCCUUUCCGAAAAAUCAUCGAAUUCCUAGUCAAAUUUGGAAAGAUGCAAGCUAUUUUCAAUUCCGCCAGGCAAGCUGCUGCGAACCAGGCCUCCCAGAUCCAGCAGAACGCUGGUCGUGUGAAGUUUGACAUAAAUGUCAAAACACCCAUCGUUGUCUUUCCCCGGGUAAUGACUGCAGGUCGGAUCAAGAGAGAUCUCCUUAAAGCGUAUUUGGGUGAAAUAUAUGCAGAGAACAAGUUUGUACCUUUGGAUGAUUCGAAGGACGCGGCGAUUGCUAUGAAGUUGUCUGCCGGAAUCAGGAAUGUGCGCUUGACAUCAGAUUUCCAUUUCUCAGAGGACAAGGACGAAGAGCUCGAACUUAUCGAUAAGGUGGAUCUAGGAUUCCAGAUGACAUACGCCGAUCACCAACCUGGCCUCAAGAGACCAGAUAUGGAAAUUAAGGGCAGCAUGACAGACUUCAAUUUACGCAUCACCCAAACGCAACUCAAGUUCUUGCUGGAGCUCGCUAAAUCAGUACCAGCUGCAUUUUCUGUUGACACCGAGGGAAAUGAGCAGGAAGCUGUGGAAGAUGUCCCCAAAUCGACAUUAAAGAAAGCGAAGGCUAUCGAGCCAAAGAAGGAAGAAUCAAGCAACGACAACACACUCGUUGACCUCGGUCCUGAGCUUGGCGUGGAUUCGGAUAGUUGGACAAAACUUGAUCUCGCCUUCCACGUUCGUACAAUUGGUCUCGAGUUGAUACUGGCGAAGGAAGACGAGCCUGUCGGGGAUCUUGACGCCGCCAGUUUGUCAAAGUUUUCGCUCGACGACACCAAAGUGAAGCUUCGGAUGAUGACAGAUGGAUCCCUAGAAUCUGAGCUGCUCAUACAGUCAUUUACCGUUCAGGAUAGUCGAAAUCGGACUACGAACAAGUUCCGAAAGAUCAUGACAUCUCUCAAUAAGGAUGUCCAGCAGUUCAUGGCGAAUGUAACUAUUUCUGGUGGCUCGGAAAGGAACCUCAUCGCGAUUGUGGCUGUAGACAGCCCUCGGGUUAUCUUUGCUUUAGACUACUUAUUCUCGAUCCAGAAAUUUAUCUCAGAAGGCUUCGCCGUGGAGGAACCUGCGAUAGUCGAUGACGAUGAAAGUGUGGUCGAAUCCGCAGCUGGUUCAGACACCGAUUCCGUUGCAACAAGUCCCAGAUCGAGACCAGCACCUAACCGACCAACAUCUCUUGCCAAGACUCCUAGUCAAGAUUCUUCUCAGCCAGAUCAGUCGCCAAUGACCAUUGCUUUCAGGGUCAACGUGGUAGAUGCACAGAUUAUUCUGAUUGCAAAUCCAUUGAGCCCAAGCUCGGAAGCAAUUGUCCUCGGAACAAAGCAGAUCCUCCUCGCUCAGCAGCAUGCUCUAACCCUGCAAGUCUCCAGAAUGGGCAUGUUUCUUUGCCGGAUGGAUCGAUUUGAGGACACUCGCUUGAGAAUUCUGGAUGACUUCUCUGUUCAGAUGUCGAUGGAUAGCUCAAAAAGGGACCUGACGAGUAUUAACAUCGACAUAGAGCCACUUGUUUUGAGAUUGUCACUUCGCGAUAUUCUCCUUGCCCUGCAGAUUGUUAGCAAGGCCUCGGAGCUAUCUGCUAGUGGUGACCACGAGGAAAGCAAAACGAAGGCUUCCGAUCAGAAGGCCAAGCAACUUCGAAGCAGCGACAGCGGCAAUCUUCAACACCGAACAGCCAGCGGUAAAGGCGCCUCAACGAUGAAGAAGAGCAAACCUGCCACAGUCGCUGCAACUCGGUCAAACAUCCAGGCAGCACAAAAGCAGUUGAUCCUAAAGCAUGAAGAGCUCACAGCUACUCUGGACGGGAUGCGAGUCAUUCUCAUUGGGGAUUUGCAUGAACUUCCAAUACUUGAUCUCAGCAUCAAACGGUUCACUGCCUCUGCCAAUGAUUGGUCCAGCAGUCUCCGGGCAGAUACGAACAUUGAUAUGUUUAUUAACAUCUACAAUUUCUCGAAAUCGACCUGGGAGCCGCUCAUUGAGCCUUGGGAGCUUGGUCUCCAAGUUGCUAGAGAGCAGGAACCAGCUCAGAUGUCCAUUGACCUCACAUCUCCAAAAGUGCUUGAGCUCACCCUUACGUCGGCUUCAAUUGCUCUCGCUUCCAAGUCUGCUCAGUUCUUAACACAAGAAGAGGAUGUUCUCUCAAAACCUCGUGGAGCAGAGGCUCCUUAUCGAAUCCGAAACUACACAGGAUUUGACGUUAAUGUGUGGGCAGAUGUCCCAGGAGAAGAUAACAAUAUGGCCGCCAGGUUCCAAGAUGGCGAGGAAGGCCCUUGGCGGUUCGAAGACUGGGAGAAGAUGCGCGAGAACUUGACGCCAGAGAACAAUACGGGAGUGGUGGGCGUCCGGCUUGAGGCGAGUGGGUUUGACAGCGUGAACAAAAUUCCCGUAAAUCGUGAAGGAGAGUAUUUGUACGGCCUUCGGCCUCGCAAAGAUCAAAUCCUCCAUCGUCUCCUAGUGGAGAUCACGCUGGGUACGGAUAACGUCAAGUAUAUUACCUUCCGGUCACCUCUUUUGGUUGAGAACAAAACUCAGAUUCCCGUCGAACUGGGGGUUUUUGACGCACAAGAGGGGCAUCUCCUCAAAAUCGAGAAGAUUGCCCCAGGAGAAAGUCGCCCAGCUCCAGUUGGUGCAGCUUUCAUGAAAUCGCUGCUUGUACGGCCUGAUCAAGGAUUUGGUUAUGCAUGGUCGACGGAAACCUUGUGGUGGAGAGACCUUCUUCAACGACCGACGAGGACUAUUACUUGUAAGGGUGAAACUGACAAAAACACUCCUCCUUUCUACUUCCAAAUGCAUGCCAGCUAUGACAAGGCCAAUCCUCUUACGAACGUCUACCCCUACAUGAAAAUACGACUGUCAGCACCUGUAGAAUUGGAGAAUCUCCUUCCGUACGACUUCAAGUAUCGUAUCUACGAUAAGAACACGAAAAAGGACUGGACAAACUUUCUUCGCAAGGGUGGUCUCAGCCCUGUGCAUGUUGUUGAGCUGUCACAUCUUCUUCUUAUGAGCAUUGACAUGCAAGAUACGCCUUUCAAACCCAGCGAAUUUGCAAUCAUCAAUUCUAACAACCAGGAGGACUUCCGCAAAGAGUCGAUUCUUGUGUGUAAGGACGCCGACGGUCUUUCUCUAAAUCUUCGCCUCCAUUACUACAAGAUACCCGACAGUGGCGGUGCAUUCAGAGUUACGGUGUUCAGUCCUUAUGUCAUUCUGAACAAGACUGGACUUGAUAUCAAUAUCAAGGCAAAAUCGCUGCUCCAACAAGCGAGGACUGCUGCUGGGCAAGGUUUCCAUACAGACUCGGCUACCGAAAGACGCAAAGCUCUACCAUACAUGUUCGCUUUUGGUGCUGAUGACCAACGAAACCGCGUGAUUUUGAAGGUUGGAGAAUCGAAUUGGAGUAGACCACAGAGUUUUGAUGCAAUCGGAAGUACGGUUGACGUCGUCCUGCCGUCCACAACGAAGAACACCGAAAUCCACGUUGGCAUUACAGUUGAGAAUGGGGAAGGCAAAUACAAGAUGACACGGGUAGUGACACUUGCCCCGAGAUUUGUGCUAAAGAAUCGGAUGAAUGAAGAGAUCAACGUCCGGGAGCCUGGAUCAUCAGAUCUCAUGACGUUGAAGCCGGAUGCCCUUCAACCCCUGCACUUCUUACAAAAGAGCACAAUCAAGCAAUUGUCAUUGUGCUUCCCUGGUCUCAACAACCAAUGGUCUUCCCCAUUCAACAUCUCUGAUCUGGGAACUACACACGUCAAGCUUGCAAAGGCUGGUCAACGACAGAAACUUGUGAGGAUCGAAGUGCUGAUGGAGAAUGCAACGGUAUUCCUCCAUCUCAGCGCUGAAACCAAGAACUGGCCGUUCUCUAUGCGGAAUGAGAGCGACACCGAGUUCACAUUCUGGCAGGCAAAUCCGCACAUCGAUGAUGAGGAGGUUGAGGAUAGAUCUGGCUGGCGCCCCGUUCGCUACCGACUACCACCUCGGAGUAUUAUGCCAUACGCGUGGGACUACCCUGCAGCCAAGAACAAGGAGCUUAUCAUCAACGCAAAUGGCAGAGAGAGACAUAUCAAGCUUGCUGAGAUUGGUAACUUGAUCCCGAUGAAGAUACCCGCUCCACACACCGCACCAGGGGCAAGAGAAGCAAAGAUCAUCGAUCUCAACGUCGCGGCUGAUGGUCCAACGCAAACGUUGAUCCUAUCAAAUUAUAGAGCCUCGAAGAGUUUGUACAAGCAGAAGACUCGAUCGGAAUCUACCACCAGUGUCGCUGGAGGUUUUGAGGUGAAGUAUCAAGACACUGGAGUCACUUUCCGGGCACAACUCAAACUUGCCGGAAUCGGAAUCUCCCUUGUGAACGCUCAGCCAAUCGAGUUGGCCUAUGUUACUUUGCGAGAUAUAUCACUCAAGUAUUCUGAAUCGCCACUCUACCAGACGAUCACGGCCGCAAUCACAUGGAUACAGAUCGACAAUCAACUCUACGGAGGAAUCUUCCCUAUGAUCUUGUAUCCCAGUGUUGUCCCGAAGAAUACCAAGGAGACCGAGGCCCAUCCGUCUGUCCACGCAAUGAUUACUCGCGUCAAGGAUGACUCGUAUGGUGUGCUCUACAUCAAGUAUGCAACAAUUCUGCUGCAACAGAUGACUUUGGAAAUUGAUGAAGACUUUGUCUACGCCCUUCUUGAAUUCUCAAAAGUUCCAGGUGCCAGCUGGUCAGAAGUGCACGAAGGAGUGCUCUGCGACGAGAACCUCGACAUCCCAGAACCGAAGCAAGAACAAACGGGUCAAGACAUGUACUUCGAGUUGUUGAACAUCCAACCGAUGCAGCUUGAUUUAUCCUUUGUGCGAACGGAUCGAGUCAAUGCCGAAGACAAAACAUCAUCCAGGAACCCACUGAUGUUCUUCUUGAAUGUUCUCACAAUGGCUAUCGGCAACAUCAACGAUGCUCCUGUGCGUCUCAAUGCCCUGAUGCUCGAGAAUGCCAGAGUUUCUGCAGCUAUUUUGGUCCAGAACAUAUCCAACCAUUACUCACAGGAAGCACUGUACCAAGUACACAAGAUUCUUGGCUCAGCCGAUUUCCUUGGCAACCCCGUUGGGUUGUUCAACAACCUGAGCUCAGGAGUUGCAGAUAUCUUCUACGAGCCAUAUCAAGGAUUCAUCAUGUCCGAUCGACCUGAACAACUAGGAAUUGGUAUCGCCAAAGGGGCGACAAGCUUUGUCAAGAAGUCGGUCUUUGGUGUAUCAGAUAGUUUCUCCAAGUUCACCGGCAGCAUUGCCAAAGGUCUGGCAGAGGCCACCAUGGACAAGCAGUUCCAGGAUCGUCGUCGUAUGACCAAAUCUCGAAAUCGACCCAAGCACGCACUUUAUGGCGUCCAAGCAGGAGCCAACUCCUUGUUUACAAGUGUUGGCAGCGGUGUGGGUGGCCUGGUCCGAAAGCCAAUGGAAGGUGCCGAGCAAGAAGGCCUCGCAGGAUUCUUCAAAGGCGUUGGAAAAGGAGCACUCGGCUUCGUCACGAAACCCGCAAUCGGCGUCUUCGAUCUGGCCUCCAACGUCAGUGAAGGGAUCCGUAACACCACCACGGUCUUUGAUCAGGAAGGCCUUGAUCGAGUGCGUCUUACGCGCUUUGUUGGUCCGGAUGGCAUCGUCCGUCCUUACUCUCAGCGCGAAGCCCUCGGCCAAUUCUGGUUAAAGCAGCUUGAUAAUGGGAAGUACUUCAAUGAGCAGUAUAUCGCUCAUCUCGAGCUACCAAGGGAGGAUGUCGUUGUCAUGUUGACAUACAGUCGCAUCAUGCUCAUCAAGAGCAAGAAAUUGACGACGGAGUGGGAUGUCCCGUUGAAGGAUAUCCAGACCAUUAGUAAAGAGAGGACGGGAUUGAGCUUGACGUUGAGGGGUGGCACAAAUGGACCUUUCGUACCGGUGGCGGAGGAGAGCAGCAGGAAUUUCCUUUAUCGGAAGAUCGGGGUUGCAGUGAACGAGUUUAAUAAGAAGUACAAGGCAACGGAAUAGGAGAUAUUGGUGAUGGGAAAGGAUGAAAGGAGGAAAGGAGGAAACAUGGAUGGGAUAGAUAAACGAAUUUCGGGGGCGAGGUAGAUAUUUGGAGCAUAAACGGAGUUUUUAACUUUGAG
This is a messenger RNA of Hyaloscypha bicolor E, 10121 nucleotides long. RefSeq names its product vacuolar protein sorting-associated protein 13. Gene Ontology annotation, biological process: protein retention in Golgi apparatus; late endosome to vacuole transport; protein targeting to vacuole. The transcript is spliced from 2 exons. Lineage: Eukaryota; Fungi; Ascomycota; Leotiomycetes; Helotiales; Hyaloscyphaceae. The record is from RefSeq and is a predicted model, not a curated record. The coding region runs from base 364 to 10002 and encodes 3212 amino acids. Gene Ontology annotation, cellular component: extrinsic component of membrane.